Molecule: messenger RNA, 771 nt
Organism: Ophidiomyces ophidiicola
Lineage: Eukaryota; Fungi; Ascomycota; Eurotiomycetes; Onygenales; Onygenaceae
Exons: 1
Coding region: 1-771 (256 amino acids)
Source: RefSeq, a predicted model, not a curated record
AUGCAUAGAUAUGCAGCCCCGAGUCCUGAGGCUCGAGAACUUAUAUCUGAGCUAGAAUUUGUUUGGGACCAGAUAAAGUCAAAUACUGCAUCUUCAUCCUCUUCUGGUCUAGCCCACUUAGAUUCUCCUCGAUUUAACCAAGGGUACAGUUCAAUUGGGCGCCAAAAGUACUCAGAAAGAGAUUCGCGACUAAGAGUCCUAAGCCCUGUCAGUCAACCCGGGGAACGAAGGGCUAAAAGACAAGAUCACAAACAAGCAACAGAAGAUGGUGAAGAAAUGCAAGAAAAGUGUGAAGAUAAAGAAAUAGAGGUUCAAGAAGACGGCGAUCGUCAUGAUGAUGAUGAUGAUGAUGAGUUCCAGGAAGCACAGGACAGUUUCUACAGAGACGAAGAGCAACAGAAGAAUGACUUACGACAGCGAAGGGUCGAUUCUGCUCAUGUUAAUGAUAAGCAAACUCGUAGAUGGCAGCGUCGAAUUGAACAGGCACUGACGAAAAUGACCACCGAAAUUGUUGCGAUGAGGGAGCUCAUAGAGUCGCGUACACAUCAUCAGGGGCAGAGAAAAAGCAUAUUGAAAUGGAUUAAAUGGCUCUCUUGGGUUAUUCUGAAACAGUUGCUCUUGGACAUUGCUGUUCUUGGGCUGAUUUAUACAUGGAUGAGGUUUCGAGGAGACAGACGGCUAGAGACGAUGGUAAAAAGUAUAUGGAAGAAACUAAGUAAUAAGCCCUUAAGAAUUUGCUUUCUAAAAUAUCUUCCGGCAUCAACAUUGUGA